Molecule: messenger RNA, 2433 nt
Organism: Babesia microti strain RI
Lineage: Eukaryota; Apicomplexa; Aconoidasida; Piroplasmida; Babesiidae
Product: conserved Plasmodium protein, unknown function
Exons: 1
Coding region: 1-2433 (810 amino acids)
Source: RefSeq, a predicted model, not a curated record
AUGGGUGUUGAGAAGCCCAAAGGUGGGCUCGGAAAAGUUGAAAAGAAACCCAAGCCACCUUCUGCAACUAAAAAAUCUACAGAGCCAAAUUCAAACAAUACCAGUGAUAAUGCUAAAAUUCCCAUUCACGCUGAUCAAAAAGUGGAUUCUAGCAGUUCUAAUGCACAAAAAUCUAACAAAUCGCCGAAACUAAAUGGACAGGCUCAUGGUGAAAAGUUAGUUACCAAACAUGGUAAUAAUGGGAUAGACAAGAAAAAACAUGAACAUCCUUUAUCAACUAAAUCUGAAACUUAUUCCAAGUCUAAAAUUUCAGAUAAAUUAUAUUCUGGUAGCGGUAAUGUUGAUACUAGCACUAGCACCAACGCUGCUAAUAAGAGGUCAGAUAGGAGUUAUAAGGAUGAUAAGAAAAUGGCUAAUAAUGGUUACGGCCGAAAAAUGAAGUCUAACGCCAAAUUAAAUAGUGACAUAUCGUCUAAAUCGAAUCUAUCAAACGAUACCGACCACUCAAACUUACAUACAUCUAAGAAUCAUGAUGAGAAAUCAACUAAUUCCCACUCAGAAACAACUGUUAGAAACAUAAUAAACCUUGAUUCAGUUCCAGACAUAUCUAAACUCUCCCCCAGGAGCAAAGAAUGGGUUGGAAAUUUAUUCCCCGUGCUAGAAUGCUACAAUUUUACUCUGCCUGAAAUUCUAAUGCUGAUUAAACGCAACGAGUAUAAUGCGGACAAAAUACAAAAUGCAGUGUCCGUCAUAAUGCAAGUUCAGGGUGGACAUGAGCAGGGACAGUGGCAGACAGUUGGAGUUAAACCUCCAAAACCAAAGGAGCAAGAUAAGGCCAAAAUGUAUCAUGAUAAAGUCAACAACUACCUCAAGGCUUUAAGGGCCCAAAAUAACGAAAAUAACAAAUCCAAACAACAACAACAACAAUUGAAGCAUGAUGAUGAUAAGAAUAUGAAAUUUCAAAAAAAUGGUAAAAAAGAUGUUGAAGGCUACCACGUUACUGCUAAGACUAAGGAAAGUGAAGCUGUUUCUAGAAAUCGUGAUGAAAAACCAUACAAAAAGGAUGCACCUGAUAAGGCUUCAAACAAAUCAUUCAGUGUAUCACGUGAUAAACUUCUUGGUCCCACAAGAUCUGUAUGUGAUAAAUCCUCUGGUAUAUCAGUGGGCGAUGAUAAAGCGGCUACAGAUCAAAAUGAUUCGGUAUCCAAGUUGGACAAUGCUAGUGAAGUGGAUAUACCUAAACUAUUUGAUCUAUCACUGAAAAGUAAGGGUGCAAAAAUUGACAAGAAUUCAAGAUAUAAUAGGAGUGAUGGGAAAUUGGGUAAGAACUACAGAGAUAAAAUAUUUAAUUCCGGAACUACCGAUCAUUCCGAUAAGAUUGAGAAUUCAAAAACGAUGGAAUCAACGGAAAUUUUGCAAGCAGGCACGACCACAACUCAUACUACAACAUAUGGAUUGCAACAAUUUCGAGAUGUGAAUUUUCAAACGCAGAAAUAUCAAUAUCAGGAUUACCAAGGCAAAUCCUAUGCCAAUUAUCCCCAUUAUGCCCAUUAUGGUUACCCAGAAUACGCACAACAGCCCAUGCCAACAUUCCAACCCUACCAAGACCCAGCCAUUAUAGCAUCAUAUCCCAACUUCAAAAAUUACCAGGCAGUGAUGCCUAACAUGCCAAAAUAUAAUCCUAAUAAUCUUCCGAUGAUGAUACCCACAAAUUAUUCAAGUGGAGUUCCCAAUUCAUCGCCAACUGAUAUCAAUGGGAGUGAUAAUUUGCGUAAUACGAUUCCAAGUCGUGAUUUGAGUAAUGAUAAACUUUUGUCUGAUGAUAAUAUUGGUGGAACCAAUUCUCAGAAGAAUAAAAUUGUAGCAAAUAAUUUGAAUGACGACAGCUUGUGGAGAGAACAAGUUAAAAACAUACCCCAGUCCGUAAAUUGGAAAGAUCAAUCAGACAAGGAUCAAAAGAAAGUACCGGCUAGUUCGGCUUCUGGUCGGGAUAUGCCGAUAGUGAAUUCUCAGGGACAUGGUUACAACGGUAAUUAUUCAAUACCACCUGGUCUCCACUCAACAUCAUAUCCAUAUUCAUACUCUUCAUACCCAUAUAACCCUAACUAUAGCGGUAUGAUGUAUGGCACACAGAAUCCACAAAUGCACUCCCAUCAUAUAAUGUCAUACAAUCAGUACGACUCCUCAUACAAGUAUGUAGGUGGGCCCCCUGGUCUAGACGCUAGAGGAAGUCAUGAAAAUGGAGAUAAAUUGGCACAGAGAGAGCAAAUGAACGUGGGUUAUAAUAAAGUGCAAAGUAGUAGCAGCAGUUAUGGAAAAUCUCCCCACGAAGGAAUCCCAAACCCGCCUGGGCUAGCCAGUUACUACUCUCAGUACCAGCCUUCUUAUGGCAAUCACAGCGGUUCUUACCCAAACGGGUCCAAUUGGCCCUAG